GCCCCUAGCGCCAGACAUUAGUACUGGCCUGGCUGAUUACUCCUACUAUCGGAUCCACAGCUUGAACAUCGCAGUGCUGUCGAGGCUGAAACACGAUCAGGCGUAUGGACAGGCGCGCGUAGAUCCGGGACGCCUCUCUGAUUUAGCCGUGCACCAAGCGGACUACAGCGACGAGACAUUUGUUUUUUCCGGCACCUAUCUGGACUCUUUUCUGCGCCCGGUCUCCCUCUCUCUCUCUCUCUCUCUCUCUCUCUCUCUCACUCACUGCAGGGCCUCUUCAGUUUACAGGAGAGAGAGAGAAAAAAAAGUGGGUGUUUGCUGCUCACUGGUGUUCCGGCAGCGGCGGCGGCGGCGGCGAGCGCAGCGAAGUAUCCUCGAUGGCAGGCUGGAAGGACGGCUCGGUGCAGGAGAAGUAUCGGCUGGUUGUGGUCGGAGGUGGCGGCGUCGGAAAAUCAGCCCUGACUAUCCAGUUUAUCCAGUCGUACUUUGUCACUGACUAUGACCCUACAAUUGAAGACUCCUAUACCAAGCAGUGUGUGAUUGACGAAAGGGCGGCCAGGCUUGACAUCCUCGACACGGCUGGACAGGAAGAGUUUGGAGCCAUGAGAGAACAAUACAUGAGGACAGGGGAGGGCUUCCUGCUCGUCUUCUCAGUCACUGACAGAGGAAGCUUUGAAGAAAUCUACAAAUUCCAAAGACAAAUUCUGCGAGUAAAAGACAGAGAUGAAUUCCCUAUGAUCCUUGUAGGAAAUAAAGCAGAUCUGGAACUACAGAGACAAGUAACCCAGGAAGAGGGCCAGCAGCUGGCCAGACAGUUGAAGGUCACAUAUAUGGAGGCUUCGGCCAAAAUUCGUAUGAACGUAGACCAGGCUUUCCAUGAACUGGUUAGAGUAAUCAGGAAAUUCCAAGAACAGGAAUGUCCACCUUCGCCAGAACCUACAAGAAAAGAGAAAGACAAGAGCGGCUGCCAUUGUGUGAUCGUCUGAGUCGGCCUUAUCACUGUAACUCAUGCAGUUACUCUGUACCACCCCACCCACUCUGCCUGACAUCACAUCCUAAGUGGAUGACUGACCGCUGCCUUCUCCACGUGCAUGACUUCAGACAGCCUUUCCUGAGAUUCUUUGACCAGGAACUGCUGUCCCCAGGACAUCACUAUGGACAACUGACAAUGCCAAAUUUUAACACCACUCUACCUUCAGCCGUAAUCUAAUUCACACGAGAGAGUCCCAACACUAAACAUUGCCUUCUAAAUCAGCCUGACAAAUUAAUGUUUUUGUACUCUGAAGGACUUCUCUUGCCUUGUAGUGACAUUUGUACUUGCUACCGAGAUUGAAUGAAAACUAUAUAUCCAGAAUGUUAAUGAGUUUCUUUAGUUUCCAGUGUCUGACCAGAGCAGAGAGAUUAUCUUAUGAAGCUUUGUGUAUGUUGUGCCAUAUCCACCUUUACUCCCAUGUGCUAAUCUGCUGUACAUAUGCAACAUUUGUUGUGAUUUUCAAAGUGUAUUUCUAAUGACCUAUUAAAUCACCACAGUACAGUGUGUGAGGUUGAGUUUGGUUUUACAUAUAUGAAAGUGAAUAUAUUAUAAAUAUAAUGCCUAGAUAGCCCUUAAAGCUACAACGAUUAGCUAGAACUUUUUGGCAUUCUGCAGUGAAUUCUUUGUCUGUGGUUUCUGCUUUUAUCUCAAUUGCCAAAUAUGCAGUGUCUACUGUAUUAGAUUUUUUAAAAGUCUUAUAGAUUGAAGGAUCCUUGUCCUGCACCAUCUCCUCAAUGUAAUGAACGUAGCAGAUUUGUCUCUUUUUUUCCCCCCCGAAGGCGGUGAUUUCGUCAGAAUUGGACAUCGUACGUCGUUUCAGAUUUCUAAGAAGCAGUGCAUACAUUUAUUGGUAGCGCUUUGUCUACCUUUGACAGCUAACGUGGUUACAGACAAGAAAUGCUAACAAAUCCAUCAUUCGCAAAUCAAGAAGCUUUCAGAGCUCCGUUAAGUUCAGAUCAUUCCAAUGUAAUGCAUCCUUUUCUGCCAACAUUUAGUCUACCAUAUAAAUCAAGUAACUGUAAUAUCAUUCCAGUAACACAGUGGCAAUGUUUUUGUUUUAUGUCCUUGAGUCAUUCUGUUACAUAACAUUUCCCCCCCCAGAUGAUCUGUCAACUGAAAACCAGGACAAGUGGAAGCAUUGAGAUGCGCGUCACAAAAACAGCCGUUCUCCAAUGGGACAUGAACUCACCGGUCCUGCUACCUGUGGAGCUAUCAUCACCACAGAUACAAUACUGUUCUGCCUUCCCCCUCCAACUGUACUUCUGUUCAGGCAUACAAAUGAAGUACUGCAGUUUGUCUUUCAUAUCAUCAUCUUGUAAUAUAAACAACAAGAAAAUCAGAUGAUGGAAGUAAUGGACUUGAUUAAAUGUUUAUACUCUACUUUUAUACAUUAUUUUCUUAUCAAACUAGUUGACAUGUAUUUUUAUAUGUUUAUAAGUGAAUACGCAUUCACAGCAUAGCUGUGUAUAUAUGUAAAGAGGAAUAUUUAAUUCUCUUGAUUAUGUCAAACUGAAGAUGAUUGUUGGCCCAAAUUUUCAAAAUUAGAUUUUUCACUCAGAUGUGACCAAGAAUGUUUUUUUUCUCCUUGUGGCUUCGUAACAGAAGAUAUAUUUGUCUUGAGGUGUCCGCCACCAGCUCAGAGUGUAAAAUGCCAGGUCGGGUGGGAGAUUCUGGUCUUUACAUAGGAGCUUUGAACCACACAAAUGAAUUAUUAGAAUCUUUGAGAUUUCAAAUACCCACUACCCAUCUUCUCGCAAAUCCUAGUGUACAUCCAGCUCAUACUGUUUUUUUUUCUUCCAUAUCAGUGUCUUUUGCCCUGUGUGUAGCUUUUGGUGCUAAAAUAAAAUCUGUCAUUGAGCCA
Molecule: messenger RNA, 2894 nt
Organism: Scatophagus argus
Lineage: Eukaryota; Metazoa; Chordata; Actinopteri; Scatophagidae
Gene: rras2
Product: RAS related 2
Exons: 6
Coding region: 378-986 (202 amino acids)
Biological process (GO): signal transduction
Cellular component (GO): plasma membrane
Molecular function (GO): GDP binding; GTP binding; GTPase activity
Source: RefSeq, a predicted model, not a curated record